This is a messenger RNA of Monopterus albus (swamp eel), 2273 nucleotides long. RefSeq names its product phosphatidylinositol-4,5-bisphosphate 4-phosphatase 2 (gene pip4p2). Lineage: Eukaryota; Metazoa; Chordata; Actinopteri; Synbranchiformes; Synbranchidae. Gene Ontology annotation, molecular function: phosphatidylinositol-4,5-bisphosphate 4-phosphatase activity. The transcript is spliced from 7 exons. Gene Ontology annotation, cellular component: lysosomal membrane; phagocytic vesicle membrane; late endosome membrane. Bases 187 to 960 code for a protein of 257 amino acids. Gene Ontology annotation, biological process: phosphatidylinositol dephosphorylation. The record is from RefSeq and is a predicted model, not a curated record.
CUGCCCACGCCCUAGGCCGUGUCAGUGAGGGGCGGGGACCACUGCGGAGCUCCUCCCCCUGCAGGCUGCCGUCACCCGAGCUGCUGGACUGGAGCAGCUGGGCACCGUUAGCCAGCUGCUGGUUGCUCCUGCGUGCUGGGUGAAGACUCGGUGCAGGACCCUCCCCUUCGUCUCACGGUUAACGACAUGGCCUCCGACGGCAUGGACGAGCGAUCUCCGCUGCUGUCGGGCCCCAACUCCGAGAAUGUGACCCCCACUGCUCCCCCGUACCUGCAGGAUUCAAGUCCCCGAGCUGAACUCCCCCCUCCUUACACAGCCAUCGCCAGCCCCGACGCCGGCGGUGUGCCUGUCAUCAACUGCCGCAUAUGCCAGUCGCUCAUCAACCUGGAUGGAAAGCUGCAUCAGCACGUAGUCAAGUGCUCGGUCUGCAAUGAGGCCACACCUAUCAAGAACCCCCCGACAGGGAAGAAGUAUGUGAGGUGCCCUUGUAAUUGCCUGCUCAUCUGUAAAGACACGUCCAGGAGGAUAGGAUGCCCCCGACCAAACUGCAGACGCAUAAUCAACCUGAGCCCGGUGAUGGUGAUCCCAGAGGAGCAACCUGCCCAGCCGGCACUGCCUAUCCAGCCCGAGGGGAUGAGGGUGGUCUGUGGUCACUGUGGCAACACCUUCCUAUGGAUGGAGCUUCGGUUUAACACGCUAGCCAAAUGUCCCCACUGCAAAAAAAUAUCCUCUGUUGGUAGUGCGCUCCCUAGGAGACGUUGUUGUGCGUAUAUAACUAUAGGAAUGAUCUGCAUUUUCAUUGGAGUGGGUUUAACAGUUGGAACUCGGGACUUUGCCAGUCGUUAUAACGCCACCUACGUGUCCUGGGCGUUCGCCUACUUGCUGGGCCUCAUCUGCCUGAUACGAGCCUGCUACUGGGGUGCUAUCAAAGUCAGCUACCCGGAGAACAGCUUUGCCUAGCAUGGGCACAUUAUGGCACAGCCCUGUACGGCUGGAAGAGCAAACACCACUUUUAGUUCUGUCAUCUCGUUCAGAUCUCAAACCAGUCAUGUUCAAUAGAGUGGAACACCCACAAAGUGUUGGAGUAUGAGUGUGUUGAAGAGGUAUUGUGUAUGUUUAAGAGGUGUAUAUUGAGGAUGUAUCUUGCUCUGUUUGCAUCUGGAAUGUUUUUGACAUGCUGAACAAACCACAGAGACUCAAAUUCUAUCCAGGUUUUGCAGAAAUGCUCCAAAACACAGAAUCAGGAACUCAAAAACUGUGAUUUUUCUUGAUGGAUGCCAAAAUUAGUUGGCUCCCAGGCUGAUUAAAAAUGAUAGUUUAGCAAACUGGUUGGAUUUGGGCUUUCUGAACAGUUUGUUUAUUUUUAGCAGUCUCACAGACGUGAUGGUACCCACUUGAUUUCUUUUGUUACUGACCAGACCAAAAUGAGACAGCUUCCUGAGAACAGUUUGCCCAUUGCACAAUGGUUAUAUGCAAUUGUAUGUGUUGAUUUUGCUGCUAGUUUAACUCCAGCUACAGAAAGCUGCAUAUCCACACUGUAUUGUAUUAUUUAUCUUGCCUGUAUACACUGACAUAGUAUUGCUAUAUGAUUUUAACUCUCAAAAUGACUGUUUAAAAGAAAUGGUCCUUAAAUACCCAUGCGUGCCAAUGUUGCUGCCCAUUUUGAGUCAAGAAAAACAUCAGACCAACAGGAGCUUGUUUUUAUGCCAUGCGGCUUUUAACUCACUACAGCAAUAACCCUUUUAUUUUGUUUUUGUUUUUGUUUUUUUUUACCUUCCGUACCUUCCUGCAUUUUUACUGCCUUCUCACUGGUGGAAAAUGAUCCCAGAACAUGAUAACUCACAUCCGCAUGGUGACUUGUUUAUGUUGCAUCACUGAGGUGGUGGCUUUUCAUUUUCAGAGAGGUAUAUGCAGUGUAUGAUGUUCCUAUCUUUGCUCCUUCUGCCUGUGAGUUAGAAUGUAAACCCUCCGAAUUCCCUUGCUUAUAUCGCCGCUCUCUGACCUCCAGUGAACUCUGUGCUAGCUAGCAUCGCUAACGCAGCAUCCUGUCUCUUGACGUCAACCAGUGGACACAGUUCAAACUUCUAGCCUUGUUUUAAAUGCAAGGAUGAUGAUGAUGAUAAUGAAGCAGAAAACAAUAAUAUAAAAAAUACUGUUUGUACAUAGUUCAAAUUCAGUACUUGGAAAGCUGUAGUGUGAGGUGGAAGGAAACGAUGGCUCGAGGGUCUUUUUAAAAGUGAUAAUUUAUCAAUAAAAUGCAAAAACUGCCUGAA